ACAGCCAACAAACGUUAUUCUUACAAACUGUUGGGGGUUUUUCCAUACCACACUGAGUCUUAACCGUUUGAACCACCCUAGCUGAACUAAGAUGGAGGGAGACAGAAUCAGGUGCUUGAACAAACUCCUUCGUGCUUUAAUUCUGGGGCUAACUUUACUACAAUGUGUCAACCCUUCGCUUUCCCUUGGAUUCAAAAAUAUUUCUUCAGGAGGAGUGAUGAGGUGCAUUGAGAGGGAAAGAGAAGCACUCCUUGCCUUCAAACAGGACCUCGUGGAUCACUACAAUCUCCUCUCUUCAUGGGGAAGAGAAGUCCACAAGCAAGAUUGUUGCACAUGGGCAGGCGUCCACUGCAGCAACCGCACCAACCAUGUUACUCAACUUAAUCUUGGAUGGUCUUCUUCGCCUGAAGCUUACUCACAGUCACUUCAACAGAAAAGACACCCGCAGUAUAUCACUUAUGCUUUUCAAGGUAAGAUGAUGAGUCCUAAACUGAUUGAGUUGCAUCAUUUGAAAUAUUUGGACCUUUCGUGGAUUAACUUCAAUGGGACCCGACUUCCAGAUUUCAUUGGUUCGCUUUCCAAUUUAAGACACCUCGAUCUCUCUUUUGCCUCUUUUGAUGGUCGAUUUCCAAGUCAAGUUGGAAACCUUACCCACUUGCAAUAUCUUGAUCUCAGCUUCAACUACUUUGCUAACGCAGAAAAUCUCAAUUCAGUGGCUACCUCAUCUUUCUUCUUUAACAUAUCUGGACCUAAGUUGGAACAAUCUCAGUAAUGUUCCUGACUGGCUGGAAAUAGUUAGCAAGCUCCCAAAACUUACAAACUUAACAUUAUAUCAAUGUGGUCUUCCUUCUCCUGCAAUUCAUUCCACUACUCUUUUUAACAUGAAUUCUUCAAAAUAUCUUACUCAUGUUGAUCUCCGUUUCAACCGACUCACAUCUUCCAUAUUUGCAUGGUUAUCCAAAACCAAUGCCAGCCUUGUUUAUCUUGAUCUCUCUUCUAACCAAAUUGAAGGAGGGAUUCCACAAUCUUUUUCCAAGUUAUGUAAUCUGCAAAUAUUGGACCUCUCUGGCAAUAAUCUGAGUGGACAGCUUUCCUGGUUGGUUCAAAUAUUAAUGUCUACAUGUCCUGAUCAAAACUCAUUGGAGAUUCUGAGCCUUUCAAGCAAUCAUCUUUCUGGAUCAAUUCCUAAUCUCACAAAAUAUUCAUCAUUGAAAGAAUUACUUCUCUAUUACAAUCAAUUAAGUGGAACAAUACCUGAAAGCAUUGGGCAAAUGCCUAAUCUGGAGUGUAUAGACCUGAGUAUGAAUGCUCUGGAAGGUGUGGUUUCGAAAUUCAUUUCUCUAAACUCUCCAGAUUAAGGUAUUUGGCUUUGUCCUCUAACUUGCUAGCUUUAAACUUCCAUUCCGAUUGGAUUCCUCCUUUUCAGUUGGUCCAUAUAUGUUUGAGGUCUUGCAAAAUGGGUCCAUAUUUUCCAAAAUGGCUUCGAACUCAGAACGAGUAUGCAUACCUCGAUAUUUCUAACGCUGAAAUUGUGGAUAUCCUUCCAAGCUGGUUUUGGGGUAUGACUCGUAACGUGACAUAUAUCAAUCUUUCCAAUAACCAGAUUGGAGAAAUGUUUGCAAAUUUGACAGUGGAUUUCGUAUAUCACCCCAAAGUACAGCUGAGUUCGAACCAAAUUGAAGGUCCAAUUCCCCCAACUCUAGCACGUGCGUCAUGUUUGGAUCUCUCUAAUAAUAAAAUUUCAGGGUCGAUUUCUAUCUUGUGUGAAGCAUACAAUGGAUUAUUGUUUCUUAAUCUCUCAAGCAACAAUCUCUCUGGAGAACUUCCAGAAUGCUUGACACAUUUGGACAAUCUAGUCAUGCUUGAUUUGAGUUACAAUGCUUUUUCCGGGAAAAUUCCAUCCACAGUAGGCUCACUAUAUCAAAUGAAAACGUUGAAAUUAAGAAGCAACAGAUUUGUUGGAGAGUUUCCUUCAUCCUUCAAGAACUGCACCAGUUUACAGGUUAUUGAUGUUGGAUACAAUAAAUUAUCAGGACGCAUACCAAAAUGGUUAGGGGUUAGCCUUCAGAACUUGGUUAUCCUGAUGCUCUCCUCUAAUAACUUCAACGGAAGCAUGCCGUCUGAACUAUGCCGUCUAACAAACAUUCAAAACUUGGAUGUGUCUAGCAACAACAUCUCUGGAACGAUACCAAAAUGCCUCAACGAUUUGACUGUUCUGGCACAAAAAGGAAAUUCAUCUCCGAUCCUUCAACAUUUGUACCAAAGAGAUGAUUUUUUUGAUGGCGUUGGUUAUAUGGAUGAUGCAACAUUCGUAUGGAAGGGAAGAAUGCACUCGUAUAGAAACACUUUGGGACUUGUGAAGAGAAUUGAUUUCUCGAGCAAUAGAUUAACGGGGGAGAUUCCAAGUGAAAUCACGGAUCUUGUUGGGUUAGUUUCCUUAAACCUAUCGAGAAACGGAUUGAUAGGUGAGUUACCCUGCAAAGAUUGGAAAGUUGCAAUCAUUGGAUGCACUUGAUUUGUCAAGAAACCAGAUACAUGGUAGAAUUCCAACAAGCCUUGCUCAGAUAUAUGGUCUUAGUGUCUUGGACUUGUCAUACAACAACUUUAUUGGCAAAAUUCCAACAGGCACUCAGCUCCAAAGUUUUGAUCCCUCUGAUUAUGCUGGAAAUCCUCAGCUGUGCGGACCUCCACUUCCAAAGAUGUGUGGUGAUCAACAGGAAACUCCAAUCUCAAGCAACGAAGAAGAAAAGGAUGAGCUUAUAACAUGGGGAUUUUACGUCAGCAUGGCGCUUGGCUUUAUUGUUGGAUUUUGGGGAGUUUGUAGCAGUCUGAUUUUUAUCAGGCCAUGGAGAUACUCAUACUUCAGGUUCUUGAAUACCUUGAAUGAUUGGUUUUAUGUGAGGGUGAUAUUGAUCAAGCGGCACUUCAAUUAAGCAAUGCGCUUCUGAGACAACACAAAAGGAUUCACUUCACUGGAAGAGCUUCACGGGCCUUAUCUGUUUUAAGUUUUCAAGUAUUGAAUUGUCAUAAUAAAGAACUUUACUUCUAAAUGUCCUUGGCAGAUGAUUUGUUAGUGUAAAUUGUUUGUACGAAGUUUAUGUUUAUGUUUACUUUAUCAAGACCUUUCUGCAGUAUAUGUUUUGAAUCACGAUAUUUACUAAAGAAAUUCAGUUAAUUCUGGAUUGCAUAUGA
Molecule: messenger RNA, 3192 nt
Organism: Pyrus x bretschneideri (Chinese white pear)
Lineage: Eukaryota; Viridiplantae; Streptophyta; Magnoliopsida; Rosales; Rosaceae
Product: receptor-like protein EIX2
Exons: 2
Coding region: 1457-2515 (352 amino acids)
Molecular function (GO): protein binding
Source: RefSeq, a predicted model, not a curated record